Molecule: messenger RNA, 5034 nt
Organism: Oenanthe melanoleuca
Lineage: Eukaryota; Metazoa; Chordata; Aves; Passeriformes; Muscicapidae
Gene: ARHGAP12
Product: Rho GTPase activating protein 12
Exons: 18
Coding region: 182-2698 (838 amino acids)
Biological process (GO): signal transduction; regulation of GTPase activity
Cellular component (GO): cytoplasm
Molecular function (GO): protein binding
Source: RefSeq, a predicted model, not a curated record
UGACGCCGCCGUGCCCCGCAGCCGCCACUCGCCGGGGCCGCGGCGGGAGCGCAGCGGGAGCCGCCGCAGCCGCAGCCGGAGCGGGGCCCGGCCGGCAGCCCUGAACAUUAACAGGAAAAUAACACUGAAACAGAAUGUCGCUUUCCUUUUGUCUGAAAAGGUGAAAUCUUUUCAGAUAGAAAUGGCUGAUAAGGGUGGGAAGAUGCUCCCAGGACAACUUUACAUUCAAGUGGAAUAUGACUAUGAGUAUGAGGCCAAGGACAAGAAAAUUGUGAUCAAACAAGGGGAGAAAUACAUCUUAGUGAAAAAGACUAAUGAUGAUUGGUGGCAAGUCAAGAGAGAUGAAAAUUCCAAACCCUUUUAUGUGCCAGCGCAAUAUGUGAAGGAAAUACCCCGGAAAGCACUGAUGCCACCUGUGAAGCAGGCAAGCAUGCUGCCAAAUAACACCUUGAAGGUGACACAUGGAUUACAGAGAUCAACAGAAAAUGUGAAUAAGUCACCAGAGCUUUCUAGUUUUGGAAAAUCUUCUCCAGUUCAAGUGUCUUGCUUAGUUCGAGAUGCCAAUCAAAACCUGGGACCAAACAAUAGUACCUGUCAAACUUUUGGGUUGAGUCUGGACCUUACCCAGAACAAUGGAAAACUUAACAAUGAGUUGCAAUCUCCCAAGGUUUCCAAUCAGUUUAGAACCAUUUCCAUGGGUCAUUUCCCCUGCCCGGAGUUCUUGGAAAUAGAGAAGACCAGCUUUUUGCAUGAACAAUCUUGUGAUUCAGCAGGAGAAGGCUCAGAAAAAAUUCACCAAGAUUCGGAGUCCGGAGAUGAACUCAGUAGUAGUUCCACAGAACAAGUGCAGCCAACUACUCCACCAAGCCAAGGGAGGCCUGAUUCACCAGUUUAUGCUAAUUUACAAGAACUGAAAAUAUCUCAGUCUGCACUUCCUCCACUACCUACAAGUGCUCCAGUCCAAAUAAAUGGGGAAUGGGAAACCCAUAAAGAUACGACAGGACGCUGUUAUUACUACAACAGAGGAUCGCAGGAGCGCACCUGGAAACCUCCGCGGUGGGCCCGGGACGCGAGCAUUAAUAAAGGGGAUUCCCAGAGCCAUGCAGACCACGAGCAUCUUUCAUCAGAAGAAAACGACCACAGUUCUUGUUACAGCCAGUCAGAUAGUCAGUAUGGUUCUCCUCCAAAGGGUUGGUCAGAAGAGUUGGAUGAACAUGGUCAAACCUUAUAUACCAAUGACUAUACUAAUGAAAAGUGGAUAAAACAUGCAGAUGAACAAGGUAGACCAUACUACUACAGUGCUGAUGGUUCCAGGUCAGAGUGGGAGUUACCUAAGUAUAAUGCUUCACCACAGCAGCAGAGAGAUAUAAUAAAGAGUAGGAGUCUGGACAGAAGGCUACAGGAACCAAUAGUUUUAACAAAAUGGAGGCACAGCACAAUUGUGCUGGACACCAACGACAAGGAAUCAUCAACUGCUUCUAAGGCCAGUUUUCCUGAAAAUGAGUCAUCUCCUUCUUCACCAAAGCAUCAAGCCACAGGUCAAGAAAAGUAUGGGUUAUUAAAUGUGACAAAAAUUACAGAAAAUGGGAAGAAAGUUCGAAAGAACUGGAUGUCAUCAUGGGCAGUGUUACAAGGGUCAUCGCUGCUGUUCACUAAAACCCAAGGAAGUGGAACUGGCUGGAAGUUUGGUGUUAAUCAAUCUAAGCCAGAAUUUACAGUGGAUCUCAAAGGGGCUUUGAUUGACUGGGCCUCGAAGGACAAAUCCAGCAAAAAGAAUGUUAUUGAGCUAAAAACUCGCCAAGGUACUGAGCUCCUCAUUCAAUCAGAUAAUGACAGCUUCAUUAAUGAAUGGUAUAAAGUUCUUAACUACACCAUCAAUAAUCAGGUAAUAGAGUCUGAUGAAGCAUUAGAUGAUGAGGUACCAGAUUCACCUGGAGUGGAAAAACAAGACAAAGAGAAAGAAAAUAAAGACUCUAAGAAACUUCGUUCAGUGAAAGCACCCAGCAAUAUAGAUUCCACAGAUCAGAAAAAGACCAAAACAAAGCUCAAGAAGUUUCUUACACGGCGCCCUACAUUACAAGCUGUCCGUGAAAAAGGCUACAUUAAGGAUCAAGUUUUUGGUUCAAAUCUCACCAGCUUGUGUCAAAGAGAAAACAGCACGGUGCCAAAGUUCGUGAAGCUGUGCAUUGAGCAUGUUGAGGAACAUGGAUUAGAUAUUGAUGGCUUAUACAGAGUUAGUGGCAAUCUUGCAGUGAUACAGAAGCUGAGAUUUGCAGUCAAUCAUGAUGAGAAGCUGGACUUGAGUGACAGUAAAUGGGAAGAUAUACAUGUCAUUACAGGAGCUCUAAAAAUGUUCUUCAGAGAAUUGCCAGAGCCGCUGUUCACUUACAACCACUUCAAUGACUUUGUCAAUGCAAUUAAGCAAGAACCAAGGCAGCGUGUCCCUGCUGUUAAAGAUUUAAUCAAACAGUUGCCAAAACCAAACCAGGACACGAUGCAAGUACUCUUUAGACACCUGAAAAGAGUUGUAGAAAAUGGAGAAAAGAACCGAAUGACCUAUCAGAGUAUAGCAAUAGUUUUUGGUCCAACCUUAUUAAAACCAGAGAAAGAGACUGGUAACAUAGCAGUCCACACAGUGUACCAGAACCAGAUUGUAGAGUUAAUUCUACUGGAAUUGAAUUCCAUCUUUGGACGCUGACAUUGUUCUUGGAGAAGAAACUGGAAGUGAUGGGUUGGCAUCAGAAGGAAAACCUUUUGCUUUAUAUGGUGUUUUAUGUUUGUGGACCAAGCAGCAACUUGUUUUUUGCACUUUUGGGGAGGAGAGAAACAGGAGAAAUGUUUGCAAACUUUAAUGCGAAUUAAAGACAACACUUCAGAUUUCUUUGAAAAGUUCAAUAUAAAAAGUGAAUUGAAAAGUUUAUAGUUUGCCUUUUUUAAGUAUCAUUGGAAAAUUUUAAUAUAGGUUCAUACACUGGAUUUCUCAGAGAGUAAAACUAAUAAUCUCAGACUGGAUAAUCUGGAAUUUAAUCUCAAAAUUCUUCCAUAUGUUGGGGAAAAGUCCUACCAUUUUUCCUGGUAUGGACAAAUUCAGUGAAGUCACAUUUUAAGCUUUUUUAUUGCAACAUACUUAGAUCUGUAUGACACACUUUUCCAAGGGGUUUCUGCAUGCAGUGACUGUCAUAGACUUGCGCUAACAAUUGGGUUUAGCUACUCAAAUCGAAUUCUUCACGUGAUAUCUGCUGCCCUUUUUCCUUCUUUUUCUCCUGUUUUUCUCUUGUUGGUUCUUUUUUUCUUUUUUUUUUACUGCUUUCUUACCUUUUUUUCCCCAGCAGCCUCUCUGGAAGUUCUUUGCUGCUUCAUAAAGCAGCACACUAUUACACUAUUUCAAAAACUAAAAAUAUCCAGCAAUAGUUAUUUGUCUUGGGACAUAAUAGAAGUAAUAUUUAAUAAACGUUCACUUUUCAGGGUAUGUCCUGAGCUAAGUUUUGUGUUAUACUGAUCUAAAGCUAAAGUCCUAAGUAAAUACCGACUGUAACACUGUAUUGAGUUCUUGGUAUAAUGCUGUGGUAGUGGAAGUUCAUUCUUGAUGUAAAUACAGGCUGUCCUUUUGAUUCCUGUAUAUAAUUCAGUUCCUGUAUAGCUUAAGAACAUAUUUAGUCACACAUUUCUAAUCAUGGGUAGAUUAGCUAAAGUAGCAUAAUAUUUUCAGUGGAUGUCUGGGUUUCAGCAGGGAAACAGGUUAUGUGGAGGGAGGGAGAUCUAACUGUGUGCACUUUUAGAUGUUAAUUACAUUUGCGGGCAAGUAACUGUAAUGCAAAUGGUACUGGAGAAAUACUGAGUGUGCUUGCUAAAUUGUUAAUGCACUACAAGAAGAGCCUUUUAGGUUAUUUAAUAUGUACAGGAUACAUUAGAAAUAUGUAAUAUGAAUUCUAACAUCUACAGAUAGUGAAAGUCAUGUUUUGAUAGGUAGAUGUUUGGUGGAAUCCACAAUGCUAAAUUUAAGAUUUUUCUUUUUACAUUAAUGUAGAAUAAUUUGUAAAAUUGGUUUUGAAAGAUUUUGUUACAGGGAGCAUGGUCUGCUGAAGAUUUUUUUAAAUGUAUUUUUCUAGACUAACUGCUGUAUCUGACAUAUUUGUUAUGUCUAACCUGAAUAAAGAAAACCAAUAGUUCUCUUAGAGUUUACCAUACCCACUUCAGCCAACACAAACCCCCUUUAAAUAAGACCAAUGUAUCUUACCCCUUAGCAUGGAUGGAUCCCACUUGUGACAAAGCUGUCACACUGGACUGAAAUACGAAUGCCUGCUUUAUAGCCUGACAAUUUUAGGAACUUCCCAGUCCCCUUCUUUAACAACUUGAAUUCUAACAUAAAGGUUCAGAGAGGGCAGAAGUAAUUUAUGGGUAUAAAUUUGCAGUCUUUCAAACACAUCCCAGCUUGGAGCCUGCUGUACAGGAAGCAGUUAGGUAGGGGAAGGGGGGAUUGUGUCACAGCCUUGGGUCUGGCUGUCCCUUCACAGCCAGCCCUGGCUGGCAGCAGAGGGGAUGUGUGGUGACACACUGAGCUGGAACCAGACUGAUGGUACAAGAAUUUCACGAGCAUAGGGCUUGCAUGAAAAGUUUUUGGAGAUGAGUGAGAAGAUUAGUAACUUUGUGGCUUUCUCAGUGUCUUCUUGUGGUAAUGGUGAAGUCUUGUGGUUUGUUGCAAAGCGACCUGGGUGAGAGCUGUGAAAGCCCCGUCUCAGCAGUGUGCUGCCAGCCUCCCUGGGGGCUGUCACACCAGCACUGCUCAGCCUGUGCCCUGGCCUGCUACAAAAUACCCACAGAGUUGGAAUCUGGGGCUGGGCCUUACUCAAGCCCUGCCUUUGGCUGUAAAGAAAGAAUUCCUGCUGCUAUAUGAGAGGGCUUGUUCACCGGUCACCUUUUGUUGCGAGUGUUACCUUUCUCAAAGGAAGAAUGCCUUUUUAAAGCAAUUUGAUAAUGAGGAUGUCACACUUUUCCUUGUAGUCCCCCAAAAUAAAGCAUUUUGUUAUUACAGUA